AUGGGCCGGGGGCUGCUGCUGCUGCUGCUCCAAGACUGGGGGGGCUGUCAUGCCCAGGGGGCCACCGUGACCAGCCCGCGCUGGCUGUCUCUGCAGGCUGCACUGCAGGCUCCGAGCUGGCCUUUCGUACGGGAGCCAGGCGACGUGGUGGCCGUGCAGGAGCACCCGCUGGCGCUGCCCUGCCAGGUGGAGGGCAAGCCGCCCGUGUCCAUUACCUGGCAGCGGGACGGGCUGGUCCUGGCCGAUGACAGCGCUGCCACCCUGAUGCCGGACGGCUCCCUGCACCUGGCCGCCCUGCCCUCAUGCUGGAGCCUCCCUUCCCACGCCCACGAGUAUCCCUGCAUGGCCCAGCACCGCUACGGGCAGCUGGUGAGCCGGCGGGUCCAGGUACUGCUGUCAGUGGUCAGCAAGAGGUGGCAGAGGAGGGAGCCAGGGCCCUGGGGCACAGCUGCUGGGGGCUCAGCCCAGGCUGGGUCUGUGGGUGCUCAGGCGGCCCCCCCGCCCCAUGCCCUCAGGGUCACACUGCUGCCUGGCAGCAUCCUCCAUGUCACCGGUGUGAGCCAGGCGGACGUGGGCAUCUACCGCUGCGUGGCAUGUAAUGUGGCCAGUACUCGCCACAGCCAGGACGCCCAGCUGACCCUGAGGGCUCACAGUCUGGUAGAGAAGGAGAAGCUGUGGGAACCCAGCUGGGGCUGCAGUGGGACCCCCCCACGAUUGCUGCAGGAGCAGGAGAUCCUGUCGGGGCCUCAGAACUUGACACUCACGGUGCACCAGACUGCGGUGCUGGAGUGCAUCGCCCCCGGCCACCCGCGGCCGCUCGUCUCCUGGAGCCGCCUGGGCGGCCACUCCAUCGGCGUAGAGGGUAUCCAAGUCCUGGGCACUGGGAACCUCUUGAUCUCCGAUGUGUCGGUCCAGCACUCGGGCGUCUACGUCUGCGCCGCCAACCGGCCGGGCACCCGAGUGGGGCGCACGGCGCAGGGCGUCCUGCUCGUGCAAGCCCACUUCGAGCGUUCGCUGGUAGCGCAGCCCGGAACUGCUGCCCGCGCUGGGCGGAUUAACCACCCAGCGGCCCCCGAGUUUGUCCAGUGGCCACAGUCCUUGUCCAAGCCUCCGGACAGCAGCUCCAUCUUCACCUGCCUGGCCCAGGGUGUCCCUGAGCCCCGCUUGGUCUGGUUGAAGAACGGGAAGGUGCUGAGUCCUGGAGAUAAAAUGCUGGCUGGGGUCUCUGCUGAGGACGAGGCCAUCUACCAAUGUGUGGCAGGGAACAGCACUGGCUCCAGCCAGGGCAGUGCCCACCUGGCAGUGACAGGGGGCCCAGAGCCUCCCCUCAGCCCCAGAGGCCUGCAGGCUAAAGCCCUGUCCACCCCGGCCAUUCAAGUGUCCUGGGAGCCAUCCCCCUCCAGCGGGGACAUCAUCUGCUAUGUGCUGCACCUCCGGCCUGUGGGAGAGCCAGCUGGCCUGGAGCUCCAGGAGGCUGUGAGCAGAGGCACCUUUGAGCAUGUCUUCUCCAGCCUGGAGCCUGCCACAGCCUACUCCAUCCACCUGCGGGCGUACUCAGCAGAGGGUGCCAGCGAGGACUCUGCCCCCAUCCAUGCUUCCACAGUGGGCAAUACGCCUGCUGCCCUGGGCUUCUCCACCAGAGUGCUCAACGCCACCACCGUGCAGGCCUCCUGGGAGCUGCCACCCCAGCCAGGGCCCAACCAGGGCUUCAAACUCUUUCACCGCAAGCUGCUCGUGGCCCAUUUCAAGGGGCCCCUGCUCCUGGCCAGCAGCGUCAGCUCCUUCCUGUACACAGACCUGGUGAGCUGGCCCCGAAGGCCUGGUCCCUUCAUGCUCUGCUCCCUGCAGAGCCCGCUGGCCUCCACGAGAUCAAGCUGCAGGCGUUCAACGGCGAACGGUGAUGGUGAAAGCAGUGCCCGCUUUGUCUCUCUGCGUGAUGUGCCCCCAGCCACCCCUGAGUCCAAGGCCGGCUGCUCCUGCAGCCAGGAUGAGAGCAGCUCGCUGUCGGGGGCCGUGGUGGGCGUCCACGUGGGCCUGGCUGCCCUCAUUGUCUGCCUCCUCUGCCUCUUCCUGGGCUGGAGACACAGUUAA
Molecule: messenger RNA, 2091 nt
Organism: Trichechus manatus latirostris (Florida manatee)
Lineage: Eukaryota; Metazoa; Chordata; Mammalia; Sirenia; Trichechidae
Product: immunoglobulin superfamily DCC subclass member 3
Exons: 14
Coding region: 1-2091 (696 amino acids)
Biological process (GO): cell-cell adhesion
Molecular function (GO): protein binding
Source: RefSeq, a predicted model, not a curated record